AUGGGUGUGUGCAUGCACAAAGAGACCCAGGGACCCUCCCAUGUGGUCCAGACAGGCAAGUGCGGCACCACCACUGGCCCCUGCACCGUUCUCUUGACGGUGAGCGUCCUGACCACUCUGGAGCGCAGAUUCAACUUGCAGAGCGCCGACGUGGGUGUGAUCGCCAGCAGCUUCGAGAUCGGGAACCUCGCGCUGAUCCUCUUCGUGAGCUACUUCGGGGCGCGCGGGCACCGGCCCCGCCUGAUCGGCUGUGGUGGCAUUGUCAUGGCCCUGGGCGCGCUGCUGUCGGCGCUGCCCGAGUUCCUGACCCACCAGUACAAGUACGAGGCUGGCGAAAUCCGCUGGGGCGCCGAGGGCCGCGACGUCUGUGCCGCCAAUGGCUCCGGAGGUGAUGAGGGGCCUGACCCUGACCUCAUCUGCCGCAACCGGACAGCCACCAACAUGAUGUACUUGCUGCUCAUUGGGGCCCAGGUGCUCCUGGGCAUCGGUGCUACCCCCGUGCAGCCCCUGGGGGUCUCCUACAUCGACGACCACGUGCGGAGGAAGGACUCCUCGCUCUACAUAGGAAUCCUGUUCACAAUGCUGGUAUUUGGACCAGCCUGCGGAUUUAUCCUGGGCUCUUUCUGUACCAAAAUCUAUGUGGAUGCAGUCUUCAUUAACAUAAAUAACCUGGACAUCACUCCGGACGACCCCCGCUGGAUCGGAGCCUGGUGGGGCGGCUUUCUCCUCUGUGGUGCCUUACUCUUCUUCUCGUCCCUCCUGAUGUUCGGGUUUCCACAGUCCCUGCCCCCACAUUCAGACCCUGCCGUGGAGAGCGAACAAGCCAUGCUCCCCGAGAGAGAGUACGAGAGGCCCAAGCCCAGCAAUGGGGUCCUCAGGCACCCCCUGGAGCCAGACAGCAGUGCCUCCUGCUUCCAGCAGCUGAGAGUGAUCCCAAAGGUCACCAAGCACCUGCUCUCCAACCCCGUGUUCACCUGCAUCAUCCUGGCCGCCUGCAUGGAGAUUGCAGUGGUGGCUGGCUUCGCUGCCUUCUUGGGGAAGUACCUGGAGCAGCAGUUUAACCUCACCACCUCUUCUGCCAACCAGCUGCUUGGCAUGACCGCGAUCCCGUGUGCCUGUCUGGGAAUCUUCCUGGGCGGCCUCCUAGUGAAGAAGCUCAGCCUGUCUGCCCUGGGGGCCAUCCGGAUGGCCAUGCUCGUCAACCUGGUGUCCACGGCCUGCUACGUGUCCUUCCUCUUCCUGGGCUGCGACACGGGCCCUGUGGCUGGAGUUACUGUUCCCUAUGGAAACAACUCAGCACCUGGCCCAGCCCUGGACCCCUACUCACCCUGCAAUAAUAACUGUGAAUGCCAAACCGACUCCUUCACUCCAGUGUGUGGGGCAGACGGCAUCACCUACCUGUCUGCCUGCUUCGCUGGCUGCACCAGCACGAAUCUCUCGGGCUGUGCGUGCCUCACCACCGUCCCCCCUGAAAAUGCCACCGUGGUUCCUGGAAAGUGCCCCAGUCCCGGGUGCCAAGAGGCCUUCCUCACCUUCCUGUGCGUGAUGUGUGUCUGCAGCAUGAUCGGUGCCAUGGCGCAGACGCCCUCGGUCAUCAUCCUCAUCAGGACAGUCAGCCCUGAACUCAAGUCUUACGCCCUGGGAGUUCUUUUUCUCCUCCUUCGUUUGUUGGGCUUCAUCCCCCCACCCCUCAUCUUUGGGGCCGGCAUCGACUCCACCUGCCUGUUCUGGAGCACGUUCUGCGGGGAGCAAGGUGCCUGCGCCCUCUACGACAACGUGGUCUACCGCUACCUGUACGUCAGCAUCGCCAUCGCGCUCAAGUCCUUCGCCUUCCUCCUCUACACCACCACGUGGCAGUGCCUGAGGAAAAACUAUAAACGCUACAUCAAAAACCACGAGGGCGGGCUCAGCACCAGCACAGAGUACCAAGACAUUGAGACUGAGAAAACCUGCCCCGAGUCACAUUCACCUUCAGAAGACUCCUUUGCGAGAAGCUGAGGGCCUCACCCUCUUCCUCUUCCUGCAGAGAACAGCCCACCACUACCCACAGACCUCCAGGCCUGCCUUAGCGCGCUCUGUCUUGCCCAAGAACCCAAAGGUCCCUGUGUGGAGCAUCCAGCCUGUGUGUGAUCCUUUGAGGCCCCAAGCACAGGCCUGUGACGAGGACUGAGGAGGCGACUUGUGGUCAGGCAUCCUCCAAAUGGCCCUCGGAGUAGGCAUUUUCCCCAGGUCCCUAAAGAGUAAAUUGACCUGGUGAGCAAAUCCCUUUCCGCCUCAUCCCUCCUCUGGCUUCUGUGGGGGUGGCUUGCUGACACGCUUUAGAAAAUCCCCAGGUCUCCAACGGCGCUAACGAAAUCAGCCAACGCUGGGUUUUCAGAGAAGGGGGUUUAAAAAAAAAAAAAAAAAACCAUCGCCCUGUUGCACAGAAUAGAGGGGGGGAAAGCACAUACUCAAUAGAUUUUGAGUGUGGUAUUCUGUAUUUUUGCAGCUUAUAUUUUCCAGAUGAGCGAUUUAGAAAUAUGUGAUAUAAAGUACAUACUGUACGUUUGCUGGAAAUUAUAUUAAAAGCACUAUUUUAAUUCUU
Messenger RNA from Tupaia belangeri chinensis (Chinese tree shrew), 2584 nucleotides. RefSeq names its product solute carrier organic anion transporter family member 3A1 (gene SLCO3A1). Bases 1 to 1998 code for a protein of 665 amino acids. Gene Ontology annotation, biological process: transmembrane transport; prostaglandin transport; sodium-independent organic anion transport. The record is from RefSeq and is a predicted model, not a curated record. Gene Ontology annotation, molecular function: protein binding. Gene Ontology annotation, cellular component: basolateral plasma membrane. The transcript is spliced from 11 exons. NCBI's taxonomy places the organism in Eukaryota, Metazoa, Chordata, Mammalia, Scandentia, Tupaiidae.